Messenger RNA from Miscanthus lutarioriparius, 1884 nucleotides. The record is from the annotation of a GenBank genome assembly. Lineage: Eukaryota; Viridiplantae; Streptophyta; Magnoliopsida; Poales; Poaceae.
AUGACGCGCUCGACGGCGGCCACGGCGGUCGCGUGCCUAGUCCUCGCUUUCCUCCUCCUGCCGUCGGCGGCGUUGGCGGCGGAGUACGUCAAGUACAAGGACGCGAAGCAGCCCAUCAAUGAGCGCGUGCAGGACCUCCUCAGCCGGAUGACGCUGGAGGAGAAGAUCGGCCAGAUGUCGCAGAUCGAGAGGGCCAACGCGACCGCCGAAGUCAUCGAGAAGUACUUCGUUGGUAGCGUACUGAGUGGCGGAGGCAGUGUGCCUUCUCCUCAAGCAUCUGCUGAGGCUUGGGCCUCCAUGGUGACUGAGAUGCAGAAGGGCGCUCUUUCUACACGUCUAGGUAUCCCGAUUAUCUACGGUAUUGAUGCCGUGCAUGGUCACAAUAACGUCUACAAAGCUACUAUUUUCCCUCACAAUGUCGGGCUUGGAGCUACCAGGGACCCUGACCUCGUUAAGAGAAUUGGAGAAGCAACUGCUCUUGAAGUUAGAGCUACUGGAAUUCCUUAUGUCUUUGCUCCCUGUAUUGCGGUUUGUAGAGAUCCAAGAUGGGGACGCUGCUACGAGAGCUAUAGUGAGGAUCCAAAGGUUGUCCAGUCACUGACUUCACUCAUCUCUGGCUUGCAAGGUGAUGCUCCUGCAGAUUCCGCGGGAAGACCAUAUGUCGGUGGAAGUAAGAAGGUUGCUGCAUGCGCAAAGCACUAUGUUGGUGAUGGUGGAACGUAUAAGGGAAUCAACGAGAACAACACGAUUAUCAACACACAUGGACUGCUGAGCAUCCAUAUGCCUCCUUACUAUAACUCUAUUAUCCGAGGUGUCUCUACAGUCAUGGUCUCGUACUCCAGCUGGAAUGGAGAGAAGAUGCACGCAAACCAUUUCCUAGUCACAGAUUUUCUCAAGAACAAGCUCAAGUUUAGGGGUUUUGUGAUUUCCGAUUGGGAGGGCAUUGAUCGGAUCACUAGUCCUCCUCACGCCAACUAUUCUUAUUCAAUUGAGGCUGGAGUUGGUGCUGGUAUUGACAUGAUCAUGGUUCCAUUCAGAUACACUGAAUUCAUCGAUGAUCUCACAACACAAGUUCAGAACAAGAUCAUCCCCAUCAGCAGAAUCGACGAUGCCGUUUACAGGAUCCUCCGUGUCAAGUUCACCAUGGGUCUAUUUGAGAACCCUUACCCCGAUGCUAGCCUUGCCGGCGAACUCGGGAAGCAAGAACACCGGGAAUUGGCACGUGAAGCCGUCAGGAAAUCCCUGGUUCUUCUGAAGAACGGAAAGUCCUCCUAUGCUCCGUUGCUGCCCCUCCCGAAGAAGGCCGGUAAGAUCCUGGUCGCCGGUAGCCACGCCAAUGACCUGGGCAACCAGUGCGGAGGAUGGACGAUCACAUGGCAAGGAAGCAGCGGCAACACCACUGCUGGCACGACGAUCCUCUCCGGAAUCGAGGCGACCGUCGAUCCCAGCACGCAGGUGGUCUACUCGGAGAACCCGGACAGCAGCGUGCUCGCCGACAAGUACGACUACGCGAUCGUGGUGGUCGGGGAGCCGCCGUACGCGGAGACGUUCGGCGACAACCUGAACCUGACGAUCCCGGCGCCCGGGCCGAGCGUGAUCCAGUCGGUGUGCAAGGCCACCAAGUGCCUGGUGGUCCUCAUCUCCGGCAGGCCCCUGGUGGUGGAGCCGUACCUGGGCGACAUGGACGCGUUCGUGGCGGCGUGGCUGCCGGGGUCGGAGGGGCAGGGCGUCGCGGACGUGCUGUUCGGCGACUACGGGUUCACGGGGAAGCUGUCGCGGACGUGGUUCAAGUCGGUGGACCAGCUGCCCAUGAACGUGGGCGACAAGCACUACGACCCGCUCUUCCCGUUCGGCUUCGGGCUCACCACCAAGGGCGUGAAAUGA